AUGCUUUUGGGUUGCGCCGGCGAAUUCGAUCGUGGGUGGGCUAGAAGCGAAGCCGGCGAUUAUCCGUUUGCCGUCACGCUGCAGGUCUAUAACCAAGUCAAAAAAAAAUGGCUCACCGUCUGCGCCGGAUCGAUAAUCGAUCGCGAAUGGGUCCUCGGAGCUGCGAAUUGUUUCUACUUUGGAAGCCGUAGAACUCCCGCCGAUCAGUACCGAAUCGUAGCUGGGAGUACCAGAGUAACUUCGACAAGUACAGACGAUGGAAUUACGCAAGUCAUCCAAGUCGCCGACGUCGUCAUCCACCCGGAAAUGAAAGUUGAUGACAAACCGAAUGAUGAACUGGACCUCUUUAUCUACAACGAGCUUGCAUUAAUCAAGUUGAGCAAACCCCUCAAAUUCGGGAAAACAGUCCAGAAGGUUCUCAUCCCGUUUCCAGAAAAAUCCCUGAUCAGCAAGGGAAAGCUGGUUGAUGUAAUGGCCUGGGGGAAGACAGGCAUGGAUGAACCCGCUGCUGAGCAUCUGCGCUAUUACCGUGCCUCGAUCCAGCCUAAGAAGCGUUGUGAUAAUGCCUGGAACUAUAAAUUCCCAUCCGAAAUCAUUUGCCUGAUGGCAAAUCAGUUUAAAGGCGUUUGUAAUGGAGACUGGGGAGCCGCAGCUGCCCGGAAAAUUCAGCAUGAAGGCAAAGAGCAAAUAGUCCAAGCGGCCGAGAUCUUUCUGCACCCACAAUUCUAUCGAGAUCUUGAGACCGAGGAAUCUGAUAACGACAUUGCACUCGUCAGGCUAAGCCAACCGCUGAACUUCACCAAGACAGUCAUCCCGAUCCUCGUCCCGACGACGUUUGAUUGGGUCGCGCAGCAGCCGACCUUCGAAAUUGCCGGAUGGGGGAGGACGGGAAUCAUACAGCCCCCCAGUGAGCAACUGAUGAUGUACCACGCCCAAUGGAUCCCACCGACUAACUGCCCUGGUCGGAGGCCAGGCACAGAGACCUGCUACAACGGUGUUGAGGCAAAUAGUGGGCCAUGCUUGGGCGAUUCCGGAGCCGCAGUAGCCGUACGGUACCGUGGUGGUUGGUGGCAGGUGGCCGUGCAUCAUGUGGGAGAGCGCCGCUGCAAAUUUUCCCGAUUUCCAACAGCCUACGGAGUUGACGCGACCGCCUAUUGUGACUUUUUUGCACAAACGAUGAAGAGACAACCUCCCCACAAAAAGGUCGUUGGUGGCACCGUGACGUCGAUCGAAACUUAUCCCCAUGCCGUCGCCUUGCGUGUAAUAUAUAACGGUUCCUGGGUCCACAUUUGUGGUGGUUCGAUCAUUGCUCCAGAGUGGGUGCUCACUGCCGGACACUGUGUCUACGAUGUGGUUAGGCGACAGAAAAAAAGUCCGCUUGGAAUCUUCGUCUUCGCCGGCGCACAGCACAUGGCAAAGGGCAUCGUUGAUCCCUCGACCGUGGUCAUCGAACUGGCCAGCAUCCAUCCACAUCCACAAAUCUACGAACCUCUCGGAGAAAAUGACAUCGCGUUGGUCAGGCUUACCAGCCCUAUCAAAUACACCAAGCAACGUCAGCCGAUCACCAUCCCGAGCAAUUUUGAUUGGCGCUACGUGACGAAGCCGCUGGUGAUUACUGGAUGGGGCAGGACUGGCAAAAACAAACCGUUCAGCGUGGAUCUGUUGUUGUACAAAGCAGACUUGGUUCCGUGGAAGAACUGCGAACCCAACCAUGUGAUGCCCAAACGCGCCAUUUGCUAUAAGGGACCAAGAAACGUUGGGCCCUGCGGUGGCGAUUCGGGCGAUCCGGUCGCAACCCAGACCAAGGCAGGCCUGGUGCAACUUGGCGUUCAUGGGGGUGGAGAAUUCAAUUGUGACUAUUCCGUGAAACGCACAGCAUAUGGCAGCAACGCGACUGCCUACUGUGACUGCCCGGCCAUUUGCAUUUCCGGGAAGAGAAACGUCGGUCCUUGCGAGGGCGAUUCCGGCGCGGCAGUAGCUACACAAUACCACGGCCGGUGGUUGCAACUGGGUGUGUAUACAAGAGGACGGUUCGACUGUGACUAUUCGGUCCAUACAACUGCCUUCGGCGUCGACGCCACCCAAAACUGUGCCUUCUACGAGCAGACGAUUGGCCGCCCGGUGUGCGUCUCGCUG
Molecule: messenger RNA, 2136 nt
Organism: Mesorhabditis spiculigera
Lineage: Eukaryota; Metazoa; Nematoda; Chromadorea; Rhabditida; Rhabditidae
Source: the annotation of a GenBank genome assembly